AUCGCCCUGUGUCAGUAUUAUCUCUCACUCGGGGCGCCAUAACAUCAGGAGGCGCCAAAAUGUUUCCUCUCCUACGAUCCUCUACUCCCCGCCAUCUUCCCCUCAAGCAAUCUCCAUCGCCAUUGCAGUCGAAGUUGCUCUUGCUUCCUCCUAGGGCUUCCGCGCGAUUCCAUCCGCGUAAUCCGACGAAGGAUCGCCUUCUCUUGCGGUUCUCUUGCUUUCAGAUCCGGUGCAAAAGCGGUGGCGACAACCUAUCAAGUGUGUCGGAUGCCGAAAGUAGCUCUAUCAAUGAUGAAGGUACUCAAGAGAACAGAAACCAUACAAGUGAACCAAUCACAUCCAACGAGACCUUGAAGAAGCUGAAGAGAUAUGGGAUAUCAGGAAUUUUGUCCUAUGGAUUACUUAACACUGCAUACUAUCUCACAACAUUUCUUCUAGUGUGGUUUUACUUUGCACCAGCACCGGGAAAAAUGGGUUAUCUUGCUGCAGUUGAAAGAUUUCUUAAGGUGAUGGCCAUGGUAUGGGCUGGAAGCCAGGUUACAAAGCUGGCAAGAGCUGGAGGGGCCCUCGCGCUAGCCCCCUUCGUUGACCGAGGAUUGUCAUGGUUUGCGGAGAAAUAUCAGUUCGAGUCCCGGGAGAAGGCAUUCUUUGCAAUCGUGGCUUCUUGUUUCGGGCUCGCCGUCGUGUUAUUCCUUGCUGUGACGCUGAUCUCUGCUUGACAAAUUGAUUCAUCCACUUUUGCGUAAUUAGUUAUUUAGUCAGAUCUAGUUCUAAUCUUGAGUUUGUAUUAUAAGUCAUUAGGCCUGCUAAAAUGUAGUACUUGCAACUGAGAAGAAAGCUCUAUCUACAUCUAUUCACAUAGAUGUACAGCUAUUAUGGUAUGAACUUAACUUCCCUUACAACAUUACCUGACAGGGCUAUUGUUUGGUAUGUACUGGUCAGGGGGUCGGGAAUGAGCCCUGGUUAGAAACACCAGCAAUGUGACUAGAGGAUAAGUAAAAUAUAGCUUAGCGAUAACCGACCCCUCACCAAUUUCCAGACAAAGGGCAAAAGCAGAGCGGCAGUAAACAUAGGCAUCUGCACCACAUGAGCAAUGAUCAACAGCGUAACAUUUUUUUGC
Punica granatum (pomegranate) is the source of this 1120-nucleotide messenger RNA. NCBI's taxonomy places the organism in Eukaryota, Viridiplantae, Streptophyta, Magnoliopsida, Myrtales, Lythraceae. The record is from RefSeq and is a predicted model, not a curated record.